AGUACCAGUUUUCUUUUAAUCUAGUCGUGUUUUUGAGAGGUAGCAUUCACAAGAAGUAGCAUUUUCGAUCGUUCUAGAUGUAGGAGCUGUUUUCAAAAAUGACUUGGUACGAAAAAUUGUUUGACAAGUUUAGUCUUAUUGACCGUAAUGGACAAAAACGAUCAAUCGGUGAUCUUAUAUCAGGAUUGGAUGAAAAUAAACGUUUUUUUGGUCUAUAUUUUUCGGCUUUCUGGUGUCCCCCUUGUUGUAAAUUUACACCGAAAUUAGUGGAGUUUUAUGAAACAAUAAGAGAAAAAGGCAAGAAUCAAUUUGAAAUAAUUUUUAUAAGUUCUGACAAAGAUAGAGCCGACUUUGAUAGCUAUUUACAAAAAAUGCCAUGGUUUGCUUUGGAAUAUGAUCAUCCUCACUCCAUAGUUUAUGCGGAAAAAGUGGUUAGUAUCUUGAAAGAUUGAAUGAAUAUAUGUCAAAAAUGAAAUAAGAAACAUUAACAAUUUAGAAAGAUAUCGAGAUUUUCAUUAGAGAGAAAAGUUGUUUGAUAAAAUUAUUGAAUAUUUAUAGUUCCAAUGUUCCAUUAUAGAAAAGGAAACUAGAAUUUAUAAUGAUUUAUGAAAGCUUUAUGUAAAUUUUGGUAUAUAAAUUAGAUUGAAUGAGAUACUUGUCAUGAAAUUUCUAAUACGAUGAAAUUGGAGAGAAAACGAGGUCAAAUGGAUAAAUAUACCAUUAUGGCUUUGACAACUAUUCAUGUUUUAUUUUCAAGUAGGAAAAUUAGAAAAAGAUAAACUCAUUGAAAAAAUAGACAAAGAAAGAAAUACCCCCAAAGGAGUCUACCCUGGGGAGUCGGCAAGAUGAAAGAACUUUUCUUUUCAGAGGCGUUUUUAUGCGUCGAUUGUAGUUAGGAAUGUUGUUCAUUUUCUCUUAUCUUUUCUUGAUUUGUUGGUGUGGAAAUUGUAUCUUCAACCUACCGUAAUAUUUACUAUUGGGGAAACUCUUAUGAUGUGAUCAUUGCAUUAUUUUAUUUAUACAAAUGAUAGCAUCUAACCGAAGCGAUACGAAGAGAGCUUUCUCAUAGUAAACGAUUCACUCAGCCGACCGAAACACAAAUGCAGCGUUGCGGUCGGAUUAUUGAUUGAUGUUAGAUAGCGUUUGUAAGGUAUCGCUCGGUGGAGAUAAGGCAGAUGCAGCUAAUCUAGAAGAGUGUAAAUGUAGUGUAAAAUUUUAAGAUUCAUAGGCAUUCAAUUUCACUGAAAAGAAUAGUGCUAGGGUUCCAAAGAAUUCGAUAUACUUAAUAUAGAUGCGGGCGUUCUUUUAUGUAGAGUAAAAUAUGGUGGGAAAAUACAGCCCUUUAUCUUAUAUAAAAAAAAAGAAUAGUCUUGAACAAAGGGAAAAAAAAAACCUUUCAACUUCUUAUCUGUAUCUUUAAACACCCUUACCCUUUCAAAGGGAUUAAUUAAAUGAAUAAAUUUGAUUUAUUGCUAGUCGGUACUACGAACUUUAGGCAAUUUCGGAUAUGACUAAUCUAUAGCUUAGAUUUUUACAUUUGACAGCCUUAGAUGUUUGUAUAAAUUCCAAACCAAAUGAUUAAACAAUUCCCUCUCCGCAUAGGCGGAUAUGCAAAAGCGUUUCAAAGUAACAUCGAUUCCCUCAUUAAUCAUACUGGAUGCGAAAGAUGGUAGUUUGGUUAGAAAUGACGGACGAUAUAUGGUUUUGAAAGAUCCGGAAGGUACUAACUUUCCCUGGUUCCAAAAAAGCGUGCAGGAAAUUCUUGUUCAGGGUCCACUUAGCAAAAAUGGAUCAAUGUGCCUAGCGAGUGACGCCUUAACUAAUAAAUUAUUUGGAAUACUCUUCUCAGCUCAGUGGUGCCCUCCUUGUCGGGAGUUUACCAAAAGAUUAAAGGAGACAACCGAACAUCUUAAGAAAAAAGGAAUACAGUGGGAAAUUGUCUUCUGUAGCGCCGACCGCAAUAUUGAAUCAUUUAGAGAUCACGUUUCCACUUUACCAACUGAUUGGUACGUUAUACCUUUCGGUGACGAAAGGAAAGAUUCUUUAUGCAGAUUUUUUAAUGUUACUGGAAUACCAUCAUUUAUUCUGAUUGACGAGAAUAUGGAAGCGAUUAGGACUAAUGGACGACUUUGUGUUACUAUAGAUCCAACUGGAGAGAAUUUUCCUUGGAGACCGAGACAAGUUGAAGAUAUAAACGACAUUACAGCCCAGUCAAUAAACGAUACCGUGUCCCUAAUCAUUUUUACAGAAGGUAUAGAGAGUCACGUUAAAUCGGCUAAGGAGAAUCUGCAAAUUAUUGCGGAAGAAUUUGAAGAGAAACGAAAAAAGAGUAAAAGAGAAAAUGAAUAUAUGCCAGACAUUGUAUUUCUUUUUGAAGAGAAGCCUAGUGAAGUUGUUGAAUCAAUUAAGAGCUACGCAGAACUAGAAGAUCGGGUACCACUUAUCGUCCUGCUUGACGUUCCUUCGCAGCAAAUUUAUAUAGAUGAAAAUAGUAUCAUCAGUGUUCAUCUUCUCAGGCGAUUAAUUGACGAUUACUGCUCUGGGCGAUUGAUCAUGUCUGAAAUACCAGAUUAGAGUUUAUAUUCUCUAGUUUGUUUCACUGUCUCUUUAGUCCCUUUAUCUUUCCUCUCUUUUACCAUAUUCGUCUCUUAGGCUAACGAUACGUAAAAUGUUUUUGUUUAUUGUCUUCGUGUUAUUCCGUUUCUCUUCCUUCUUUUUCUUCUUUGUGUUCUUCUUUGUUUCUUCUUUUUAUUACGAAUUCUACUAAGGGAAAAAGGCUUAACUAAAUCAUCAGUUCCAGUUGUUUUUAUUAUAAUUUUUACGAAAUAAACGUAACACUUAAAUAAACGGAAGUAGAAUGAAUGAAAACUCAAUAACGAGAUAAAGUGAUAAUAUUCUUAUAGCAUCUUAUGGAUAUGAAGUUGGUGAACAACAAGACGUUAUUCUUUUUUUAAUGUUCAAUAGCAUUUGCAUACAACCAUCUUUAUAAGUUCCGCUGAGGUAGGCAUAGAUAAAAGGAUUGAACAGGGCUAGUGCUAAAUCUAAUGAAAUUGUAGCUUCUAAUACUAGCCUGGGUACGCAUUCACCGCAAAACACACCCAUGAGAAGAGACACGAAAAAAGGUGUUCUAAAUAUGAUAAUAGCUAAGGUAAUCAUCGUUAGAACAAUCGCAGCCCUUCUACUCUUCUCGUGUCUACUUUCCCUUAUCUCACUUGUCUUUCCAAAAGCACGGAAUCUAUUCGAGGUAACAAUAGUUGCUAAGUAAGAAAUAUUAUUAGUUUCCGGUUGUUGAUGGAUCCUUCUAAAUUUCCUCCUUAAUUUUAUAUAAAGCUUAGCAUUCCAAUAGACUAUACACGCUACGGGGAUAAAAUAUUCCAAAAGGGAACUGAAGAUAGUAUAAGUUAUAUCAUACCAUCUUAACCCAAUCUUGAAAGGAGAAAAGUAUCUGCUAUACCUUGAACAAGAUGGGAUUAUAUGAUUUUUAACAACGUACAAUUCAGCGAAAACAACAAACGGUAAUCUAAGAAGUAUAGAUGCUAACCAAGAAAUCACAAUUUGUAAUUGUAUGGCCCUUUUGUACCUUUCUGGGCAUAAGCUUCUCAAAGGUUCUUCGAUUAAUUUAUAUCUAUCGUGAGUAAGUAUAGUUGAGGUCAUAGAUAUUUCAAAACGUACAACAGAAUCUAAGCAAUUCCAAAUAAGACACGUUGCAAUGCUAAUUUCCCAUUGUGUAAUAGCCAUCCUAAAUGAUUGUAGUGGAACGGAGACAAGAGCUAUAACAAGAUCGCAUAGGGCAAGAUUCAAUAUAUAGAAAUUUCUUCCACUCUCCCAUACUUGCGUAUUUGAUGAGAAAACGACGACAAUCAAAGUAUUAGAGAAAAUCGUAAAGAAAUUGAUUAUUAGAGUUAUAGCUCCUAAAGUCAAACCAAAAGGCUCCUGUAGCCAACUUUCAGGCGAAUCUGCUGAAUCAUUCGCAACGAAUUCAAUAACAUUGCUCAAGCCCAUAUGGACGGAUAGUAAAAAUUUUCCCUCUUUUUCUCUUUCUUUCUUCUUCUUCUUCUUCUUC
This is a messenger RNA of Dimorphilus gyrociliatus, 4063 nucleotides long. Lineage: Eukaryota; Metazoa; Annelida; Polychaeta; Dinophilidae. The record is from the annotation of a GenBank genome assembly.